CUAUUGGUAAUCUAAUACCUAUAAUUGGUAUAACCACUAGAAACUGUAUAAGUUGAACAAAAGUUUUGUUUGCAUUUAUAAUACAUGUGGAAGUUGCAAUUAUAAAUAUCCGAACAAAAUAUUUAAAGCUUUAAAAUUGUACUUAAUUAAUAUUUUCAACCUGUGGUUUUUCAGACAUAGUUUAUAAAAAUGACUCUUCCAAAUCAAUGCCAGCAGCCUCAACCUGAUAAUGGUUUAUCUGAUAUGUUAACAAUAGGCAAAUUAUCUAAAUUAGAGUCUGUAACAAGUGUAACUAGAAAAUUGUUGCCAUUGGCCGCAUUUUUUAUGGCAUUCACCACUGUAAUGACCGUAUUAAUUGUAUAUAUGGAUAAUACAGCAAUAAAGCAUUAUCAAUUUAGGGUAAAUAUGAGUCAGGAUUACGACUUACUUGGUGUUUCUCAGGAUAAUCCACAAUUAAUUAUGUAUAUUAGAGAAGUUCAUCUAACACCAGCAGCAGAACCCAAUCACAAACCAUUAAAAUCCGAUGAAGAAAUUUCAGAAGAUACAGCAUAUGUUAUUAAAAUUUUAAAAAAUAAGCAUAAAGGCUUCUUUGUAGAAGCAGGUGCCUAUAACGACGGCAAAACUUCUAAAACAGAAUGGCUCGAAGAAAAACUCAACUGGCAAGGACUUUUGAUUCAACCUGACCCACGUCAUUAUUUCAGCCUCCGUCGUCACAACAGAAAACACUCUCAAGCUAUACAUGGUUGCUUAAGCCCGUCCCCUUAUCCUAAAGAAGUAUCUCUACAUCCUGAAUCUCAACUUCCUAAAGUCAAUAGCAUACAUUCAAGUAUAUUAGAUACUGAUGACAGCGAUUGGUUUAAUACAAGAGUGAAAUGUUUUCCUCUUUACUCCUUACUUCUAGCUACCAAUGUGACAAAUAUUGAUUAUUUGAUAUUAGAAACUGGUGGUACAGAAUUGCAAGUAUUGGAAACUGUUCCUUUCGAAAGAACCCAUAUUGAUGUCAUUAACGUUCAAUUAUAUAGUAAUGAUACUGAAAAAGAUACCGUUAAAAAGUUUCUAGCAUCUAAAAGUUAUAAAUUUAUGGAAAAUUUCAAUGAAUCUUACGUAUUUGUAUUGGAUUCAAUUAAAGUGUAAUAUAUUUCAAAGCGAAGUUGUUGUUGGAAUUUCUGGUGAUAUUUAUACUGUUUACCACACCAAUUCCUACAAUUAUUUUAUCUGUGUAUCGAGCCACAUAUGAACCAAUCACCUAUGAAAGGCUCAAAGUACCAGAUAGCAUAAUUAUGAUGCUGGUGUAGUAAAUAAUAUAUUCAGAUGUACUAAGAGUUAUCUUUAGUUUCUGAUUAUUGCAAAGAGUUAGGAGUAUUGUUUCCCAAUUUUUUUUGAUAUUAUAUAUGAUUAUUAUUAACUACAUUUUCAAUUUACAUCUUAGUGAAAAUAAGAAUUUUAUUAUCUGAAUUGACUGAUACUCAACAACGAAAUACCAUGACAAUAUAUAUAUAUAUAUAUAUAUAUAUAUAUAUAUAUAUAUAUAUAUAUAUAUAUAUAUAUAUAUUUUUAAUAAUUUGAUCUCAGUUUUGUGUUAGAAAAGGUAUAUCACAAAAAAUUCCAUUAUAUUUUCUAAAACAACGAAUGGUAUUUGCUUUUUUUAUCAACUUUAGUGAUAUACGAAUAUAAUUUAUGAAACACAUAAUAAAUUGUUUUGUAGUAUUUUAGGCAAAGGUUUUCAUAGCGGUGCUGAGUGGGGCUAAAAUUUGACAUUAAUGGGAGCCACAUGAAAAUUUGGAGAUGGGGGUUAUAGAAACUAUUGAUGUUCUGGUUUUAGUUUUCUAAAAUCCAGCAUGGUGGGUCCCUAUUGUGGUUAUAUUUCUAUAAAUCGACCUAACUAUAUGUUUUUAAAGAUGCUGAUUGUGAAUGUGAUGUCAUUUUCUUUAAACUAAAGGCUAUAAAUUUUUCCUUGAAUUUGUUCAAUUUCAUUAAUUGAACGAAAGAUAGGCAAGCUUGGCAGAGAUGGAUAGAGACACCUGGCAUGAGAUAAACAAAGGCACACAUAGAUGGACCUUGUGUUCUAACUAAAUAGGCGUCUAGUGACCAGACACUGUCAUCUAAGACGCCAUACCCUCACCAUGGGCGUUUCCGACGAUUCAGAGUGCUGUUGGUGCACGGAGGAGGAUGAAACUGCAGACUACAUCAUCUGUGAGCGACCAGCAAUUACACGAGCGCGGUUUAAACAUUUGGGAAGCCUAAUGACAUCAAAGCGUUAAACCCAAAGUGCCUGGUCGGCCAUAACGUCAAGUGGGGCACGUCGGGCUUAUCUGAAGACCUACGUUUUCAUCAGCACCUUGGCCGCUCACAAUGUUACUAUGAAUAUAGAAAAUAAUAGUUAAUGAAGCAUACAAAGAAAAUUUAACUUCCGUGAAGCAAAAUCAUUUUAUUUAAACGUAGUAUGUUACAAUUUUGAAGUUCAUUGGCAUCUAUAGUACCUUGAUAUUGUCUUUUAUGAAAUUAUUUUCUAAAAUAAAAGCCAGAAGUGACAUUGGACGGUAAAACACAAGCUUUAUGAAUUUCAGAUUGGAAACUAAACAGUUGUCUAUUAGGAGAAGAAUUUUGUUUCCUCCAGACUUCACUUCAAUUUUGCAUCCCAGUAAUAAUAUUUUCAGAAAGUUUUGACACAUAGUGUCUCACCUUUACUAAAGAAUGGCACUAGAGCUGAUUUAGCUUGCAGACGAAUUCGACUAAUUUGAGAAUCUCUAUGAAAACCUUUCUUUUUAAAUUAUAUUAUCAAUAACUAUAGGAAAAUUUGAAGUAAUAACUUUUGUGUACCCGGUGAUUAAUUUUAUUUCAUAGGUAACUAGAAUUAUGUAGUUAUAGAAUAAUCUUGAGUUUAUUUUUGUAUCAAUUUAACUUGUAGAUAAUGUUUAAAGGAAAAAAGGCAAUGAUUAUCAAGAUAAAAAUUUGUUCUUACGUAACAAAAUUAUUAUUUGCAUUCAGUAUUCUAUCUUAGCUGAGAAAAAUAAUUUUGUGUUCUCUUUAUAUUAUUUAUAUUGAAUUAUAACGGUUAGUUGAAACAAUUCGCAAAUAUACAACCUACUAGUUACUUCUUCAGUGAAAGUUUCUUAGCACUUGUGUGUAUGACGACUAUACCCUUGCCUUCCAUUAGUAAACCACAGUGCCCUUACAUUGUUUAUAUAAAAACUAGUUGUAAUGUUGGAAAGAGCACAUUAGUAUUAUUUUUAUAAAUUAAAAGACUGUAUAUCUCGCAAUUAUUUAUAAUAAAGUUCCAGUAGUU
Diorhabda sublineata is the source of this 3286-nucleotide messenger RNA. RefSeq names its product protein Star (gene S). NCBI's taxonomy places the organism in Eukaryota, Metazoa, Arthropoda, Insecta, Coleoptera, Chrysomelidae. The record is from RefSeq and is a predicted model, not a curated record. The coding region runs from base 190 to 1134 and encodes 314 amino acids. The transcript has 4 exons.